GCUCGUCGUCCUCUCCUUCCCCUCCUCUCCUCUCAAAACAGUCGCCUGUGCGGUGCCCGUGCCUCGCGAAGAAGACAAGUCCAACACUGUUGCUGCGUGACUGCUGAAUUUGCUCCACAGCUUCAUCAUCAGGGACGACAGGGGCCAAGGAAGACGCCAAGAACAGGAGGGAGAGAAAGCGAGAGAUCAUCCAUGGAGAACCUAAAGGAGCAGCGGGGCCAGGACGCGGCGGGCGGCAACGGCUGGAUGACGGUGCCGGCGUUCGGGGACUGGGACAUGAAGAACGGCGCGCUGCCGGACUACUCCAUGGACUUCUCCAAGAUCCGGGAGAUGCGGAAGCAGAACAAGAAGGAGCUCUCCCGCGCCAGCCUCGGCGGCGACGACGACCUCGCCCAGACCCAGCAGCAGCAGCAGCGCAACCAGGCGCAGGCCAAGGCGCAGCCUAAGCUCGGCCGCCCCGCCGACGACCACCGCCGGCCGCUCCACGACCGCGACCACUCCCCAACGGGAGGGAAGAAGUUUCUGAGCUACUUCCAGUGCUGUAUCAAGGCCUGAAAGAGGAAGUGCUGCCACUGCCUGUUCUGUGUGAAAGCACAAAACAUGUGAGCAAUUAGGUCUGGGUUUUGUUAAGUAUCCACAAAAGUGUGUAAUAUAUUUGUCCUUGUACGAAGAACAAACCAAACCAGUUUAUGGGGUAAACAGCGGUCUCCUUGUACGCGUCGUCAGCGAUUAGUUUGCGACUUGUGGUACAAUGUCACCCUGUAAUCUAAUAUAUUGGAGGGAGGAUUGGCAUCUGCUCCAUCUUUUUUUUGUUCGAGUGAGGGCCAUAAUUCGUUUGGAUUGGUUUUGGAACCACGAUGUGAAAAUAUAUGGAAAGAACAAGGGAUGACCCUGCUCUUCGCUCCAA
Molecule: messenger RNA, 907 nt
Organism: Setaria italica (foxtail millet)
Lineage: Eukaryota; Viridiplantae; Streptophyta; Magnoliopsida; Poales; Poaceae
Exons: 3
Coding region: 193-555 (120 amino acids)
Source: RefSeq, a predicted model, not a curated record